CAUCUGACGUCAUUUCCCCACACAGACACAAAGUCGUCUUUUCAGUCGGCUGGAAGUCCUCUCUUCCUCUAGCGCCAUUAUGGGUCGCAUGCAUGCUCCAGGAAAGGGCUUGUCCCAGUCGGCGUUGCCGUACAGGCGAAGUGUCCCCACUGUAAGUAUAACGGUUCAUCAAUAUUGUUGGGUCAAUAUUGGUCUGCUGUUUACUAUACCAGUGGAUGUAGGCAACUAGUGUCUACUAUCUACAUAAGACGGUGGCUGAAGCUGGCCUCUGAUGAUGUCAAGGAACAGAUCUUCAAGCUAGCCAAAAAGGGAUUGACCCCCUCUCAGAUUGGUGUCAUUUUAAGGGACUCCCACGGUGUGGCCCAGGUGCGCUUUGUCACCGGCAACAAGAUUUUGAGGAUCCUCAAGACCAAGGGCCUGGCCCCAGACCUCCCAGAGGACCUGUAUCACCUCAUCAAGAAGGCUGUGGCUGUCAGGAAGCAUCUGGAGAGGAACCGAAAGGACAAGGAUGCCAAGUUCCGCCUGAUCCUCACCGAGAGCAGGAUCCACAGGCUGGCCCGUUACUAUAAGACCAGGAGAGUAGUUGCUCCCAACUGGAAGUAUGAGUCGUCAACAGCUUCUGCUCUGGUGGCAUAAUCAUCACGUUUUGGAGAAAUAAAGAAUUUGGAUUCAAAUAUUAAUUUGUCUUUAUUUGAAGAGGAAAUGUUUGAGAAUAGUUUGUUUGGCUUUAUGAAGCCCACCAUUGAAUAACACUUCGGCAUGAAAUGGAUAGUGAAAGCUGUCUUUGUUAUUGUGCGGUCUUCAAUUUAAAUUCACACUGACCGAAAGGGGUAAGCGGGAAUUUACGGGCACUUUCAGUGCGUCACUAAAACAGAGGCAGUGUCUACAAUGGGGUACUUGGGUGUAACUGACACUUACUUGGUCCAAUCACAUGUUUUUACGACACGACUUGUUUGUCCAAUCACAUCAUGUUAUGACGACACGACUUGUUUAUAGUAGGGCAGUGUUGCAAUCAUUUGACAUUCACUCUACUCUAGCUACAACAAGAACGACUGGAAAUAUGGCGCCACUAAUCAACAUUUGAGAUUUUAUAUAAGUGGAAAGAAAUACAUUCUGGUGAAAAUGAAGCCUUUUCGUAUAGUACGACAACUGACGACGGAGAAUAAUCUAUUUGUUUUGGACGAGGAAUAUCAGAAUACGUGAGGAUAAUUCCUAGGAUCAUGGACAUCGCUCAAGAAAAAAUGGCAUCAAGUGUUGAUUUUAGGAAGGGUUCUCAUCGAACUGCGAUGGAGAGGUUUGGCGACGGGGGUAUGGCGCUUCUACCGUGGACCAAGCACGUACUGACCGUACUGUGGGAACAACUACGGGUGUUGGUCCAUGUCAUUUACUACAGCUUCUUGGCAGUUUUCCAAAUGUUCAGGUUUGAAGUUCACCUGAGAAUCACCGAUGAAACUGGUCAACACGUCCAGCACAUGACCACGGCAUCAAAUCCAGCUGACUCCUUCCUCUUCUCCUCAUUGUUUGACAGUGAAGAAAGUGUCAUGCUUGCUGGCUCUAACCCCCUAUCGAAUUUCUGUGGGGACGUGGGUGAUUCUUUCUCUGGGAAUCCCCACGCAGGGUCCCUUCUGUCCAGCCUACGAGCUGAGGAGCUGUGCUGCGGAUUGGUGGACGACUUCGUGUCCCGCGCCACAAUGGAUAGCGAAGAUGGACUUUGCCUUGGACUCCACCCCAGCUGGAAACUUGGCUUUCCAGGUGACUGGAACCUGUUUAUGAGCAGCACUGACAGCAGCUCCAGCUCAGAUGAAAUGUGUUGCAAGAACAAGGAGAAAGUGUUUGGCUUCAAACCCAAACAUGACACCACUGAAGAUGAUAUGGAUCUUAACUGGGGAAAGGAGGCUGACCGAAACAUGGGUGAGUUUGACAGCGAGGACAAUAAAGCACUUUGGGAGUCCUUGUCCAUCUCCAGCGACCCCUACAACCCUCUAUCUUUCUCCGCCUGCAUUUCAAGCUGCUCCAAUAUGGGGGAAGGAAAAAAUGAAGAUUGUGUUGGGAGCCGCCUCGAAUGUAACUUAUCCAGCAGGCCCGGAGAAGAACUUCAAGAGACCUGCGGUGGCGUGAACUUCUGGAGCAGCCGUUCAGAUAGUGAAAGCAGCUGGGGCAGUUCUGAAGGUUCGUGCGCAGACCUGGACAAAGAGGAGAGUGAGAGGCUCUGGGAGCUCUUCACCAGCCCCACCGACCCAUAUAACCCCCUGUGCUUCACGGCAUCUGUAGUCAGCUCAGUCCCUCACACAGACAAAACACUUACACACUUCCAGGAGGCUGAAGGGGCCUCAGUCAUGACCUCAUGUUCUUCUGACACAGAGAGGGAGAGUGUGGGCCAUUCCUCUUCUGAGGAUGAUGAGGAGCAGCAUCUAUGGAUGUCCCUCUCCCAAAACGACGACCUUUACCACCCUCUGAACUUCCGUGCCUGCUUCCAGAGAUCCCCGAAAACCACAGAACCACCUGCCUUCAGCACUAAAGACCCACUUACUCCACAUAGCUGCCCCACAGAGACACCACUCGGCCAGGCUAAGCAGAGGGGGACCAAAAAACCCCAAACAACCAGGCCCACAAAGCCUUGUCUACCCAAGAGACCGCGGAAGCAGCAUUGCCACCCAGCUACUACACUGGUGCCCUGGAGGAGACCUGAAGCUAAAGUAACACAGGAAGACAAGGACAUCCAUCCUCUAAAAAAGGUGCGGUUCUCACCUCUUGUUCAGGUCCACGUGAUGCGUACCUGGCCCUUCGCUAGGCAUGUGUCUCGCAAAGGACCCUGGGAGGAGCUAGCCCGAGACCGAGGCCGGUUCCGAAGGAGGAUCCAGGAAGCAGAGCAGACCAUUGACUACUGCUUCAGUCAGUCUCACAGAGAGAAGAUCUGGGCCAAUCUGCUUAGCAUUUCAACAUCAGCCACUCCUCUGGUCCAAGUGCUCCGAACAUAAAUGUUUCUCCAUAAUUUUCUAUUAGACUUUUGACUGGUUGCAAUGCAACACAUGUUUUUAGGUCCAUUAGAACAAAGGUGGUCCUAGGCCAAUAGGAUUUGGCAUCAAAUGUUACCCACACUGUACCUCAAAACACUCAAGUGACUGUUGCACUGAUUUUAUAUUUAUUAUAGUUUUUAAUCUUGUAUGUAAUGUACUUUUGUAUGCCUUACUCAUUGAUCCAGCUAUGUAAUUUAUUCAUGCCCUAUGGAGCUUGUUUUUAUUGUGAAUGUUUGAAGUGUUUGAAUUGUAUCAGUUUUGAAAUAUUCAUGCUAAUCCAAGUAUGUGGUGUAUUUAGAACUCUAUUUAUUAUUAUUAUUAGCAGAUGGUAUUUGUGAUCAUACUGUAGUUAAUAAAUAAAACCUUUUUUCACACCAUAA
Molecule: messenger RNA, 3397 nt
Organism: Oncorhynchus kisutch (coho salmon)
Lineage: Eukaryota; Metazoa; Chordata; Actinopteri; Salmoniformes; Salmonidae
Product: 40S ribosomal protein S13-like
Exons: 8
Coding region: 1221-2978 (585 amino acids)
Biological process (GO): translation; response to endoplasmic reticulum stress
Cellular component (GO): ribosome; cytosolic small ribosomal subunit; nucleolus
Molecular function (GO): protein phosphatase regulator activity; small ribosomal subunit rRNA binding; structural constituent of ribosome
Source: RefSeq, a predicted model, not a curated record